This is a messenger RNA of Halteromyces radiatus, 1785 nucleotides long. RefSeq names its product Sodium/hydrogen exchanger family-domain-containing protein. Gene Ontology annotation, cellular component: membrane. The transcript is spliced from 4 exons. Gene Ontology annotation, biological process: proton transmembrane transport; potassium ion transmembrane transport. The record is from RefSeq and is a predicted model, not a curated record. The annotation marks the transcript as partial. NCBI's taxonomy places the organism in Eukaryota, Fungi, Mucoromycota, Mucoromycetes, Mucorales, Cunninghamellaceae. Gene Ontology annotation, molecular function: potassium:proton antiporter activity.
UCAAGGUUAGUACCGCAGGAUGCAGCUUCUUUAUAUACUAUAUUAGAAAAUGGUCAGCGGUAUGGAGAAGCUUUAGCACAAAGGAAGGAACGACUUUAUAACGAUUUACAGCAUGUACAAGAUAGUGACACAACUUCACAUCUUUAUCACUUGGUCGGUGUACAACUAGAUGACUUUCAUGCUUUCGAGUCUCUUGUUUAUGGUAUGCUUAAAGUUUAUGCCAACACUGUGGAAGAGACAUCUACCAAUAGUACCAAAUCUUCACAACAACAACAACGUCUUUAUGAUUAUCGAACUGCUGCGUUACGCUUGACCUAUGAUUUUCAACUUGCCAUCAAAGCAUCUCACGAUCAAUUGCGAUCUACACCUUGGUCUCAAUUGAAAGCUUGGGCGACCACAGAAGAAGAAAACAAGGACAAUGGGAAAGCGGGAUCAAAGGAAUAUGCACCUCAUCAUCAGCAUCAAUCGGACGAUAUAGUGACACAAGGGGAAUCAAUGAAGGACAUUCUGCACUCCAUGUUACAAGAAGUCAGUGAUAAUGCUGAUCUGUUGGAAAAGGAAAUGCAUCAACAUCAUUCACAAUUCACAAAUGGGCAUUUGGAAACAGUUUUUAAGGUAGAAGAUGAAAUACCAUCUAUUGUCACUUUGAUCGAUCAAGACCAAAAUGAGUAUAUCAUGACUCGACCUUUUGAUACAACCAUCAUAUAUGAAGAUAUGCAAUUCUUACACGAUGUCAUUUUGAUCCUAGUGAUUUCUUUUGCUUUUGGAAUGCUCUUUUCAUUUAUUGGGUUACCAGUGACUAUUCUAUUCUUUAUGAUGAUGGGUCUCGUGUUGGGAACAAGUAUCAAAGAAGCUAUCUUUGUAGGUGCCUGUGUUAGUCUCAGUUCUACUGCUGUGGUGGUCAAAGUCAUUCCAUUGGAACAUCUGGAUCAUCUGUAUGGUUUAUUGGUGAUGCAAGAUGUAUUACUUGGUUUUAUGUUGGCGAUCGUUCCUGCGUUGGCGAAAUCAGGUAUUCAAGUGGCUAAAGCUGUUUUAUCGGUUUCCAUGUCCUUUCUCUUGUUUGCUACUGUUUGUUAUGGUUUGGUACGCAUCAUGAUUCCCAGUAUUCCUCGUUUGGUCCAUCGGUUCUUACCGGCUCAUAUUGUCAUCCUUUUACAUGGCAACAUGACGCAUUAUCAUCAUGAACUUUGGCUUUUGGGUUCCUUGGCGGUAUGUUUGAUCAUGUCAUUGGUAUCGGAAAGAUUAGGACUUGGUAUGGAAUUGGGAUGUUUUGCAGCUGUAGUAGUACCGUCAUCAGAAAAUAAUAUUCAUGAAUCUUUAUUAUCAGUGGUGUCACCUGUACGGGAUCUUUUUGCAUGUUUAUUUUUCGCAUCGAUUGGACUUCAUAUCUAUCCUUCAUUUCUUGCAUCAGAAUUGAUCUUACUUUUGAUUUUGACAACAAUGGUGAUGGGCUUCAAGUACUUGGUCACCAUGAGUGUUUUAUUUUCCUUCAAGUUUGAUAUGCAUACCUGCUCUACUAUGUCUGUGGCGUUAUCUCAAAUCUCAGAAUUUGUCUUUGUAUUAGCUUCUCGUGCCAAACAAUUACAAAUCAUCUCUCGUGAAGUCUAUUAUCUUUUAUUGGCUGUUACCUCUCUUACCCUGAUUGCUACACCGCUACUAUGGAAAUUGACGCAUGGUCAUCAACAUCCUCAUCGCCGUCAUCAACAGCAACAUCAUCAUCAUCAUCAUAAACCUUUGUAUCAUGAUGAAGAUAUUGAAUUACAUGAUGCCGACAAAUUUGCAUGA